Dendroctonus ponderosae (mountain pine beetle) is the source of this 1640-nucleotide messenger RNA. RefSeq names its product equilibrative nucleoside transporter 3. The transcript is spliced from 9 exons. Gene Ontology annotation, cellular component: plasma membrane. Lineage: Eukaryota; Metazoa; Arthropoda; Insecta; Coleoptera; Curculionidae. Bases 258 to 1571 code for a protein of 437 amino acids. Gene Ontology annotation, molecular function: nucleoside transmembrane transporter activity. The record is from RefSeq and is a predicted model, not a curated record. Gene Ontology annotation, biological process: nucleoside transmembrane transport.
CAAUCAAUUUGCGAAUUCAUGUACAAAUACUAAUUGAAUGAUGAAUUGAUGUCCUCAUAAUUUCCAUUGUACUUGGUCGAGAUCACUUUAGAUCAGAUCAGCAUAAAUACAUGGAUUAUUUAGAGUGCGUCUUAUUUGCCUAACUGAUUUACAUUAAAUAACUUUCUUAGUAAUAUUAGUUUAUUCCGAUUGCUGAGGGGUGUUUGAUCGGUGGUGUUUUCUUUGUGUAAGUUCUAGUGAAUCACAAGCCGUUUAACAUGGAUGGAAUAAUAGAGGAAAAUAUAUAUGCGGAUUCCAUAAUCUACGAAGAUAAAAAACAUGGUGAAAAACCGCCUAAAGUUCCAGUACCAAAAGAUAAAUACCUCAUCUGUCACAUCGUCUUUUUUCUAAUCGGCGUUUCUCAUUUUCUUCCAAUCUCAUUCCUGGCCUCAGCUAAUAAUUUUUGGCUUUACAAAUUUAGGGACCCAUUAGAUGAAAACACCUCAGCGGAAAAUAGGACAACUUUGCAAACAUAUUUUGCCUCUGCGACUUUAAUAGCUAACACUGUGCCUGCCUUCAUAUUUGGCUUGUUUAAUAUAAUUGGAGGACAUAAAUUCAAAAUAACAAGCCGACUUCUUCUAACUCUUGGAAUUGAACUUAUGGUUUUUACUUUGAUAACCAUUAGUGCUACAAUAAACACUGACAAUCAUCAACUAUUCUACUUUGGGUUAGUUUUACUUGGCUAUUGCACAUUAACUGCGGCCAAUACAGUUAACAUAGUAGCAUCAAUGAUGCUAUUUCCAAGAUUUCCUCAUAAAUACAUGAACACUUGUUUAGCUGGAGAAGGAUCUGUGGGAAUUUUGGGAAAUUUAUUGAAUAUAAUUUCCAUAUCAAUCUUUAAAGAUGACGUCACAAACUCAACUUUGCUCUAUUUUAUUAUUGGCACUGCCAUUCUAUGCUGCACGUGGGUCCUAACUUUCUUUACGAUGAAGUCAGAAUUUUUCAUCCACAGUAUUCAGUCGCUACCAGAAGAUGUCAACAAAACGAUGCCUGGUAAAAAGCAAAUCAUAGAAGUAUUCUCAAAAAUCAAAUUUGCUGUAGUUUUAUUUGCUAUAUUUGUUACUAGCUACGCAGCUACACAUACAGCUGUAACUGCACUCGUAGUUUCAGAGCAGACGGAUACCACAUGGUCUACUAAUUACUUCAGUCCCGUGAUGACGUUCUUCCUAUCGGACGUGUGCAUGCUAGCAGGCCGUUUAAUGGCAUCAGCCAUAACCAUAGAUAUCCCGGAAGGUCCAUUUUUAUUAGUCAGCAUAGUUAGAACGCUUGUUCUAGUACCCCUCAUAUGGCUUUGUAAUGCUCAACCUAGAAAUCAUCUACCAGUUCUAUUUCCCCAUGAUUAUCAAUACGGUAUUAUACUGGCGACAUUUAUGCUUACCAGUGGCCUUAUAUUAAACAUGUCCAUACUGGUGGUUCCAAAGAAAGUAAGCAAAGAAGAUGCUGAUGUAGCUUAUACAUUGAUUGGUUUAAUAAUAAACACGCUCCAAGCACUAACAUCACCUAUAGGUUUAGUUAUUGUUAAUGUUUUGUAGUUAAUUUCUGUUGCUUUUGUUGUUUUUAUAUUUAUACUACUAUUAAAUAGAGGAAACAAAUUAUUACUA